This is a messenger RNA of Eutrema salsugineum, 744 nucleotides long. RefSeq lists its product as uncharacterized. The transcript has a single exon. NCBI's taxonomy places the organism in Eukaryota, Viridiplantae, Streptophyta, Magnoliopsida, Brassicales, Brassicaceae. Gene Ontology annotation, molecular function: zinc ion binding. The coding region runs from base 1 to 744 and encodes 247 amino acids. The record is from RefSeq and is a predicted model, not a curated record.
AUGGUUGAGAAUGUGGUGAAAGGAAGAUACAAAAAUAGGAUUCUUACAGGAGUGGUAGAAAAGGCAGCGUAUGCGUAUCGCAAAGUAGCUUACAGAAAUGGGAUGUUAGAAAUAAAGGAUAGAAACUUAGAGUGUUGGAAUUUCCUGGAAAGGCUUGGAAAAGAGAAGUGGUCUAAAGCGAAUUUUGUUGGUGAUCGAAACAACCUCAUGACAACAAAAAUGGUAGACCCUAUUAAUGCGACUUUAAUGGUGUGGAAAGAUACUCCAAUUCUUGAAACUGUGAGAAGGAUAGUGUCCACCAUGAGUGAAUGGUUUGGUGACCGUCAUCAGUACGCGUGUCAACAUGGGGGGGGGGGUGUAACGCCUGCGGUGUUACGUGAAAUGGCUAGGAAUCUGGAGGCAAUUAGGGUCGCUAGUUUGAGGGAACUGGUGCCUAAAAAUGUAGAGGUGGCUGGGCUGUGUGGAGAGAAGCAUAUUGCCAUGUUGGGCCACCGGAAAUGUCAAUGUGGUGAGUAUGAUAAGUUGAAAAUACCUUGUGGACAUGCUUUGGUGGGUGCGCCGAAAUGGGGUGUUGAUGUAGAAGAGUUGGUUGGGCAAUGCUACAAGACCUCAAUGUGGAGACAAACUUACGAAGGGGUCAUCCACACAGUCGCAGAACAUGUACACGGGUAUAGCGAUGCAUCCACUCAACUACAUCCACCGUUGGUCCGGGCGUCAAUAAGCCGUCCACGUUUAUCGAGGUAA